Messenger RNA from Saccoglossus kowalevskii, 1751 nucleotides. RefSeq names its product huntingtin-interacting protein K-like. Gene Ontology annotation, biological process: protein stabilization; negative regulation of apoptotic process. The record is from RefSeq and is a predicted model, not a curated record. Lineage: Eukaryota; Metazoa; Hemichordata; Enteropneusta; Harrimaniidae.
AUGGCGACUCCAAGUGACGGUGAUGUUGAACAGAAGCAGGCUGUGAGUAGCAGCAAAGCUAAGAAACAUGACAGCGGUGCGGCUGACUUGGAGAAAGUCACUGACUACCAUGAAGAAAUGGAAAUAGUCAGUCAAGAUAUGACAGAUGCUAUGAGUCAUCUAGGAGAUAAAAUUAAGAAAGAAAAAGCAGCGAGAGCACAGCGAGAACAAGAACUUGCCAAAGUUAAAGUGAGAAAAGAAGACGUGGACCUUGUAGUGAAUGAAAUGGAAAUUCCUAAAUUUAAAGCGGAAAGGAUACUGAAAGAACACAACGGAGACUUAGUAGCAACACUUACUGCUCUUACAGACUGAUGACACCUUCCCCGCUCUUAUGUUACUUACAUCCCCCCCCCCUCCCCCCAGAAUCUGAAUUGCUGUCUCAUAUGAAAACAUGAAAAGUGCUUAUGGUAUAAAUCAGAUUAAACAGCGCCCUCUUGUGUCAAAGUAUGCGAUUCUGUACAUUUCUAUAUCUUCGACUUCCAGGAAUGUGGUUUAUUAAGAACUUCUAUCAAUGUGACUGGUUACAACAGAACCCGUGAAUGUGUUCUCUAUUUUUUAGUUACCAGAACCUUAAAUCAAACAGCGCCCUCUUGAGUCAAAAUAUGUUGUUCUCUAGAUACAACAUUCAGAACUUUCUCCAAGACGUUAGGCACUAUUGUGAUUCCCUCUUUUUUUUAAUUCAACUUUUUGUAAAAUAUGGCAAAUAUUUAUUCUUACUGUUUUGUUUAAUAUAAUAACAGAAUAACUAAGCCAUAGAUUUGUAAUAGGAAUUUUAGUGAGAACAAAUUACUUUGAAAUAGUGAUCAACUAAAUUUUUGUUUUUAUUUUGUCAAAUAUGUACACAAGAUGUCACAGUGAAUGGGGAAUCACCUCAUUAAGGUAGAAGCCUACUCAGAAAUGCAAAUAUCCGGAAUUUAUUCAUAUAUUUUAAUAAAUUGUAUCUCUGGGCAUUAAAUAUAAUUUGACUUGUCAGGGGUCACCAGCUUAAUUUUCGAGAAAAUGAUGGUUGUAUUUUAUUGGAUAGUGGCCAUUUCGACAGUAUUAUAAUGCUUUAUCAGAUAUUAUGCCAUAUCUUAAAAUGUAAGCUAGUGACAUAGGCUAAAAAAAAUCAUAUAUUGUUAAGGAUGGGGUACUUUUUGUUACUAAAUUAUUUCAAAAAUCUGCGUUAAACAUUGUGCUAUUUAAAAUUAUUCUGAAAAGAGCAAUUUUUUUUAAAAUAUUGGGAUAAGUUUCCCAAAAUAUUACUGGAACACCCAACCAAUGCUAUUCCAUGCUGCCAUGGGACAAUAGCAUCACGAUUUUUUCAUAAUAGACCACUAAACUCUGUCAUGCGAUUGAUGACCAACUUCCUCAAAAAUUAUGAAUAGACUUCUACCUAAUAAUAUGAUAGAGGUACUAGUAACUUUUAAUAUACAAUCACUGUUGUAAGUUUGCCUCUGCCUCCACCUGAACAAAUGCCUAUGCAAAUUAGGUAUCAGGAACCAUUCAAAACUUACCACUUUCUAUAGGAACAGACUGGUUAAGUAAACUAUGAUUUGAUUGGAUGACAAAUGUCAGUAGGAUGGUUAAUUUGCAUAUGUAGUUGUAUAUUAAAGACUACAACAAAUAUUAACGAUGCUGAUCUGUACCAUUAAAACUUGUUUUCCCUCAUUUCUGUAUUAUUUUCCAGCAAAUUUAAUUUGAAUAUAAUAAAAUAUUCUGACAAAUUCAAA